Molecule: messenger RNA, 477 nt
Organism: Tilletiopsis washingtonensis
Lineage: Eukaryota; Fungi; Basidiomycota; Exobasidiomycetes; Entylomatales
Exons: 2
Coding region: 1-477 (158 amino acids)
Biological process (GO): iron-sulfur cluster assembly
Cellular component (GO): L-cysteine desulfurase complex; mitochondrion
Source: RefSeq, a predicted model, not a curated record
AUGGCGCAGCCGAGCAAGACGCAGAUCCUGCGCCUGUACCGCGACUACAUGCGCAGCGCACAGAGCUUCGCAUCGUACAACUUCCGCACCUACUUCCAGCGGCGGUCGCGCGACAUGUUCCGCUCCGCCUUGCUUCCUUCUUCCGCCGCCGCGCAGUCGUCUCCCUACUCCAAGGCCGGCGCCGUCACUGGUCCUGCCUCGCCUUCCACUCUCACCGCCUCCUCCUCCUCCUCCUCGAGCGCGGACGACGGCGCUCGCCUUGCCGCAUGGUACGCCACCGCACGCCAGGAGCUGCAAGUGCUGCGCCGCGCGGCACUCACGAACCAGAUGUACGCCGGCGAGCGCCUCGUCGUCGAGCAGCCGCGGCCGUUUGUCGUUGGCGGAGGCGGCGCGGGCAUGGAGGCGAGCACGGGAGGCAGUGGCAUGCCGGACAAGGGCAACGAGAAUGCGGGCAAGGGCGCACCGGAGAGCGGCUGA